Molecule: messenger RNA, 1516 nt
Organism: Kickxella alabastrina
Lineage: Eukaryota; Fungi; Kickxellomycota; Kickxellomycetes; Kickxellales; Kickxellaceae
Exons: 1
Biological process (GO): nucleotide-excision repair; transcription by RNA polymerase I; transcription by RNA polymerase II
Cellular component (GO): transcription factor TFIIH core complex; transcription factor TFIIH holo complex
Source: RefSeq, a predicted model, not a curated record
GCUGGUGCUGCUGCUGCCCCCGGCAACCAGCAGGGCACUGCAGGCUCUUCUUCGGCUGCUUCUGGCGCUGCGUCAGCGUCUGGAUCUGCAGCGCCAACAGGUCAGAGCGGUUCCGAAUACGGUAAAGUCAAAAUUGGCGCUGUACCGGCAUCUGUCGAAGAAAUCAAGCUGCGGCAGGAGGCGCUGUCGAAAAACUCGGACUUGGCAAAGCUCCACAAGACGCUGGUCAUUGCGGGUCUUAUAUCUGAAGACGAGUUUUGGAGCACGCGCAAGCACAUACUGGAGACGCAAGCGAUCCAGUCCCAGCUGCGCAAGGGCGAGUCCUCCACAUGGCUUGACCUUGCGCCAAUGACGCAGGCCUCGGGCGACUUCAAAUACACGAUCACUCCCAAUGUUGCCCGGCGCAUAUUCAAGGAAUACCCACAGGUCAAGAGAGCGUACAUUGAUAAUGUGCCACACAAGGUCAAUGAGAAGCUGUUUUGGAAAAAGUUUGUCGCUUCACAGUUCUUCAACCGCGGGCGGUCGGCGGACAGCGCAAAAGGCAAUCGGGACGACAUUUUUGACAAGUGCAUGCGGGAAGAGGACAGCGUGUUCAACAACACCGCGAGGUACGACUUGGACCAUCUCACAAAGCUGCUUGACUUGACGCGCACAGAGGAGGAUAGCGUGGAGACAGGGAAUGCGCCCGACUUUACCAUGCGCCCGGCACUCAUGGACAACAAGCUGUCACUCCUUCGGAGAUUCAACCACCACUCGGAGCUGGUCUUGCAGUCUGUGCUCAACAGCAAGCGCAAGCAGACGGACAACGACCAUAAGGCUGUCGACAAAACGCUCGAGGAGGCGACACAUCUGGAAGACCUCGAGACGCCCCACCCUGAAAAGAAGAUCAAGCUGAGCAUUCAGGACAGAACGCGAUACUUUACCAGUCUAUCCAAGGGGGCAAGCGACUCCAAGCAGAGCCAGGGAUCUCAUAACUUGGGUCACACCGAUCCAGGCUCUGCAUGUGCCCCACUACAUGUCAGCUUCAAUAUAUCCCGCCCCUUGGAUAACUGCGGCGACACGCAAAAGACGAUGGACAUUAUUUCGCACUCGGCGCACAUAAUGGCAUUACAAAAGCGCCCAAAUCGCAUACAGGAGCUGCGCAUACCGGACGAUAUCAACUUGGCUGUCGCCGAGUGCCACGGUGCGGGCACUGAGAUGCUCCGCCACCUAUGGUCACUGAUCCGCUUGCCGCCAACACCUGAGCGCCAGAAGCGCGCCGAGAAGAUUGCCGCGGCAUUUGACGGCGUCCAUGCGCGAAUUCGCGACACCAUAGCCAGAGCAAACACAGCUGACAGCAAGAACGCCAAGCUCGGGCCUAUUGUGGAGAAGAUGCUGCAGCCCAUCGCGCACUCGCUCAACGUCGGAAAAAGUACAUUUGAGAAUCGCCCCAGGGCAAAAGCAACGACUUAGAUAAAAAUGUUUACUAAUAUUUUGAAUAUUAAUAUUAAUACCAAUAUUGAUUUUAUUUGGAAAA